Messenger RNA from Clarias gariepinus (North African catfish), 4831 nucleotides. RefSeq names its product collagen alpha-1(XXV) chain. The coding region runs from base 137 to 2311 and encodes 724 amino acids. The transcript has 39 exons. The record is from RefSeq and is a predicted model, not a curated record. Lineage: Eukaryota; Metazoa; Chordata; Actinopteri; Siluriformes; Clariidae.
UCAGCACGGGACGCGUCGAAAUACCAGUUUCAGCCCGUUUUUUUUUUUUUUAAUAAUAAUUUAUUUUUUAUUAAUUUCAAUCAUUCGGCUUCUGUUUUCGCAUGGUGAUUGUUGAUAUAUAGAACCAGAGAGAGUCAUGAAGGCUUCAGGAGCCACAAAUCAGCCCAAGUGCGCUGCGAAAAUGGAGAGCGACUCGGGCUGCGGCGUGCAGCGGCAUCACCUCAGGACCGUCACCGCUGCCAUCCCCUUCGUGUUCUCCGUCGCGUCGGUCGCCUUCUGCAUCAUCCUGGGGAUUCAAACCAGUGACCUAAAGAACAGAAUGCUGGAUUUGGAGGGCAGCAACGGCGAGCGCGUUUUACACCCGUUUGCAGAGGUUUCCAUGGACGAGUUUAACUCAAUGGUACAGGAGAGAGUGGACGAGGUCCUGUCACAGCGCUCCUAUGAACAUUUUGCACGCAUAAGGACUGCACGCCAAGUCUCACCUGAAUGCAACUGCCCACAAGGCCCACCAGGAAAGCGAGGAAGAAGAGGACACAACGGGGAACCUGGACCUCCUGGUCCACCAGGUCAGAAAGGCGAGAAGGGCGAUCAAGGAGACCAGGGACCGCGGAUGGUCUUCCCUAAGAUCAAUCAUGGCUUUCUUUCUGCUGAUCAGCAGCUCAUUAAGCGUCGGCUCAUUAAGGGUGAUCAGGGGCAAGCAGGCCCUCCAGGACCUCCUGGACCACCAGGUCCUCCUGGUCCCAGGGGACCCCCAGGAGACACAGGGAAGGAUGGUCCCAGGGGAGCGCCAGGGCUACCAGGUGACCCAGGAACCCCAGGAGAGCUCGGCCCCAUGGGACCAGAGGGCCCUCCAGGUCUCAAGGGUUCCAUUGGGCCACCUGGCAUACCAGGGAUUGAUGGACUGAAGGGGGAGGUGGGUAUGCCCGGAUUAGAUGGAAUCCCUGGUGCCAAGGGUGACAGAGGAGAGCAAGGUGAAAAGGGUGACAUGGGAGAAGAGGGGCCAAAGGGCAAUGUUGGUGAGAAGGGUGACGCAGGGUCUUCCGCUGCCGGCAUAAAGGGUGAACCAGGUGAACCAGGACGAAGUGGGCACAAGGGAGAACCAGGACUUCCAGGGCUGCCUGGACUUCCCGGAAUAAAGGGUGAACCUGGCUUUCUUGGCCCUCAGGGUGAACCAGGGUUGCCAGGACUACCUGGAACUAAGGGAGAACGAGGAGAGCCAGGACCGCCAGGAAAGGGUGAACGUGGGGAAAUAGGCCCAGUUGGACCAAAGGGAGCACAAGGGGAGUCCGGAACACCAGGCUUCAAAGGGUCGAAGGGUGACACUGGUGACAAAGGAGAUAUUGGACUUUCAGGACCCACUGGUCCAGCUGGAGAGAAAGGUGACCAGGGCACAACGGAAAUAAUCGACUACAAUGGAAACAUCCAAGAAGCACUACAGAAGAUAACCACUAUUACAGUGACGGGUCCCCCUGGACCUCCUGGACCAGUUGGACCACAGGGUAUUAAGGGUGAUCAAGGUCCUCCAGGUCUUCCAGGCCUUGAUGGAGAGAGGGGUCACAAGGGUUCAAAAGGAGACAUGGGAAUGCCAGGAAUGGCUGGUGAUAAAGGCUCUGUAGGAUUGCCCGGGCUACCAGGUUUCAAUGGGCAGAAAGGAGAAAAAGGUGAUUCUGGCCUGCCUGGACCUCAAGGACCAUUUAUUAUCGGCCCUCCUGGGCCACUUGGUCCACAUGGUCCUCCUGGUCCAAUGGGACCACAUGGAUUUCCUGGACAGAAGGGGGAAGCAGGUCUGCCGGGUUUAAAGGGAGCACGUGGGGAGCCCGGACAUAAGGGUGACCGUGGACCCCUGGGCCUCCCUGGAGCGGCUGGCUUGGAUGGCAAGCCGGGAUUAAGGGGUACAGAUGGCCCAGUUGGUGCUCCUGGUCCUGCUGGCCCUAAAGGAGACAGAGGUGAGAAAGGUGUUACAGGUGAACCUGGACCAAGAGGACCCUAUGGAUUACCUGGUGCUGCUGGGACACCUGGCCUGGAUGGGUUACCAGGAUUAAGGGGAGAGAAGGGCGACGUGGGGGAAAGAGGAGAAAAGGGGGAGAAGGGAAAGAAGGGCAAAAAAGGGCCUAAGGGGGAGAAAGGAGAACAGGGUGCCCCCGGAUUAGAUGCACCCUGCCCAUUGGGUUUCCGGGGUCUUAAGGGUGAAAAGGGCGAGCCAGGCCAGCCUGGGCUUGAUGGGCUGGAUGCCCCGUGCCAAUUGGGGCCAGAUGGAUUACCAAUGCCUGGCUGCUGGCAAAAGGGAGUCACCCCCUGGCUGGUAGCCUGAGAGAGUCUUUUAAGUGAAGGUAGAAUGAGAUUGUUGCUUUCCUUUCUUGUAAAGAGGUCAGUUCUUCACCACUCAGGAUUUCACUCCCUGAAUACAGUGACUUAUUGAAAUGAUCAGCGAGCCGUAAUCACAGGAUGAGUGGAAGAAAGAGGCUGAACUGCUUCAUCGAAUCCUGGGUCAGAUGGCAAAUCAGAAACUCCAGCCUAAGUGCCCUUUAUUGGAGCGGGUGUGUGCAAAAGGAUGGAGAUUUCCAACACCUGUACCAUCAUCAGGAAUGGCAUCUCUGUAUUCCUCUGGAACAAGACACUUGAUUGUGUCAAUUGUGGGAUCUACGGAGGAUGUUAUUCAGUUAUUGUCAUUCCCUUGUUGUAACGGUUUACUUUGUGUUUCGAAAAAUGUUUCACAUAGAAUUAAUUCCAAAAUAUAUAAUAUUGCAGCUGAUGCAAAACUUAAACUAAAGGUACAUUGCAAACAGUUGAUAACAUAAAUACUGGUUUAUUUUUCUUGGUAUUGUUUUUAUGGGUUUCAUUUAACUGACAUUUCUGCAUGUCAAAUUAAAGUGUCCAUUGAUAUUGAAAACAUUGACAUCUUUUUGGUAGUGCAUGUUUUAUUCUGAGGCUAGCAGUUCUGUUAGUCAUUGCAACACACACCAUUUAAGAUAUAUUAAGGAUUUUUUUGUGCGUUUUUUUUUCACAUUGUUUGAAAUUUAAUUUACACAAAUAACGUACACAUAGUUACAAAUCCUGUCCAAGUUUCAGCAAACACAAGGGGCAGCACUGACUUAUUAUUUUUUUAUUCUUUAAAUCUUUAUUAACGUUAUCUGCUACCAGUGCUAUAACAUUCCAGAGCUGUUGGAAAGUUCCUGAGACACACAGCCCUGCAGUCCUGUGGCACUGAAUUAGCCAUGUGAUGCCAGUCAUAAAUACACUUAAGCUGCACUGUGUUUGAUGGAGCAAUUGCCGUUGACUGAGUAUGUAACUGCAUUUUGUGUGUAUUUGUAUAUACAGUUUAUAAUCAAGCUAACUGAAACAUUUGCAUUAUUCUUUAAACAUUUCAGUAAUGCAGUGUUUGUUUUAUUUAAUACUUAAGCAUAUUGCUGGAAAACAGAGGCAUUCCUUGUAACAUGAGGUAGCUUUGAAGGUCUUUUUGCCUUUCAGUAUUAUUCAUGUAUUGUGAAGUUCUGCACUGAAAUGCAAGACAAUAUAAAUGGAUGUAAUGCCUCAUUAUGCUUCAAAACUUCACUUGUUUGAAUCUUGAGGAGCAUUCUUUAAUAUGGAUGCGUUACGCCAUGCUGCAACACAGUUUAUGUUGGACUGCAUAUUUUCAGUCAUGUUAGUCACUUUUUUGUCAUUAUUCAUUCUUUAAAUAAAAAAAAGGAUCAAUAAAUAAGAAUAUACCACAUGCAGUAUUUACAGGCUGUAUGUAAUAUAGUCCCACAUCCUUUCUCAUAAUUAUUGUUAAUUGAAUGUAGAAUAAAUAUAUGUAUAAUAGACUCUGUGUGCAGUUAAAUAUUUUCUCAUUAGACAAAAAGUGCAAUUUAUACUUUUCUUGUACAGUAUGUAUUGAUUUGUAAACCAUAUUCAGUUUAAGAACACAAAUGUCAGUUACACCCAUUUUGAUUUCUAUUGUAAGUUAUAAGAGUAUAUUUUAAUAAUUUUUACUUUGGCACUGGUAAUUCCAUUGUUUUUCAAGCCUAUUGUGUGGAUGAGAAGAAGGCCCAAUGUUAAGCCAGUCAUAUUUUUUUUCAUUUCUAUAUUUUAUAUUUCAGAUAUGACACAUGCUUUUAUUGAGCUGUCAUGUUCCACAUCAUUUUGUGAGCACGAGAGCCAAUGUUGUCUUCUGUUAACUUUUUUUUCUUUUAAUAUUUGCAAAAAACACUUUUUAUACAUUUCAACAUUGGUGCUUUUUAAAUCCAUACAGUUUGUUGUUAUUGUUGUUUAUUUACUUGGUGUCAUCAUGUUUUGAAAAUUCCACUUUACAUAAACAGUUAUUUUUUUAUUUGCAUUUUUGUUUGUCUAGUUUGUUUUUUCUAGUACUUUCUCCAUUAUUUUGCUUACUUUUUUUCCAGAAAGUACUUGACAAUAAUUUAAAUGAUUGUUUCCUUUCUUUUUUAUUUUGUGAUUCUUUAAUGUUUCUUUUAAAUAUGAAAAACACAUCUGGAUAGAAUAACGUUUUUGAUGCAUUGAUUAGUUUCUUGUAAAUAACACAUUUGGCAUUGGGUCUAAGAUUUUUUGGCCUAUUAGGAUAAUCAAACUUUAGAGACAUAAAUCAGUUCUACUUGCAGGACCACCUUCUACCUACAGAUGUUUGGAUAGACAUUGCAAGCAAACUCUCUCUCUCUCUCUCUCUCUGUUUCUUUAUUUUUAUUGACUUUUAUUCAUUUUAUAAUUUAGGAAAGGAAAAAAUGUUAAUGGUCUAAUUUCUUUAAUUGACCUAUAUUGUUGAUGAGUGCCCAUAAAAGGCUUUUAAGUACGUUUUAUGUGACAGUGCUGUUGAGCCAAAUAAACUCCUCCAAAUAUC